This is a messenger RNA of Dendronephthya gigantea, 1359 nucleotides long. RefSeq lists its product as uncharacterized. The transcript has 7 exons. Bases 18 to 1337 code for a protein of 439 amino acids. NCBI's taxonomy places the organism in Eukaryota, Metazoa, Cnidaria, Anthozoa, Malacalcyonacea, Nephtheidae. The record is from RefSeq and is a predicted model, not a curated record.
ACUGGUUUGUUUAAAACAUGGCAUCCGCCGCAGUUGAGACAAUAGUGGAGGAGAUUGUUGAACAAAUCGUUUUUUCAGCAGUUGAAAAUGCUGUCGAAUCAGCAGUAGAGAGUGAGGUGGAACAGCUCGUAGAGGAAGUCGCAGAGCAAACAGUCGAAGAAAGCGUGGAGUCUUUAGUUGAAGAAGAAGUGGAAAGUAUUGUAGAACAAGAAGUAGAACAACAGGCGGAGCAAACGGUGGAAGAAAGUGUAGAAAAUGCGGUCGAGGACGCUCAGGAAGGUUUUUGGAAAUCUAUGCUGAGAGAUAAAGUCCUUCCAGCCGUCAUCGCAGGCAUAACCAGUGGCCUGGUAGUUCUAGGAAUCAAGGAGGCAAUUGAUAAGUCACAAAAGGACAGUGGCAGUGGAAAUACUAAAGAGACUGAUAAUGAUCAACAAGCGGUAUCAAAAGUGCUUGAGGUUGUAGAUGAAGUCAAUAAACGUUGGAAAAACAAGCUGGAAGACUACCAAAAGAAAGGCAUAGACCUGGGUACAUUCCAGUACAAAAACAAAACACAAGACGCCGGUAAAACCUUUGGAGUAUUGGUCACAAAUAUGAGUAUGGAACUCAACGCUGCUAAAGACAUUGCUGUCAAGAGUACAGCUCACAAGAGCUGGAAUAGGAAUAUCGAGGAAUUCAAAUGGCGCGUGGCGAAUGCAUGUGAGGAUCUGUUGGCUGUGUUUGAGGUGAAAAACGCUGGGGGAAAGUUGAAGAAAUUAGAUUUCCCCCUUGAUGCGGACAAGGAUUCGAUCAACUCAGUGCUGGAUAAGCAAAUGCCUGAAUAUAAGAAUAUCAUCAAGAUUGAGUUAAAACGCCAUCUCAACUCAGCAGUCAAUAGUAUUGCUAAAAAAAGUGGUGUCAAUGCAGUCAAAAAGUUGAUUAGUAACCCACUUCAGACCAAAAUUAAAGUUGGCUUUGAAAAAGAGAUUAUUCCUGAAGUCAAGGCAGAAGCUAAACAAGCAGCAAAGGCAGAAACGACGGUGGUUAUUAACAGCUACAUGCCUGAAAUCAAUAAGCAUGCAGCUAUUCCUGUCUAUGGAAUCGCAACACUGAAGCAUUGGAUGGAAAAGUAUGUAGCACCCACCGCUAAGAAGGACGCAACUGCGAAAGCUGUACAAGCUGCAAAUGCUGUACUUGAGCUUCCACCAGCGCAGAUAAAGUCAACGAAAAUAUCUGAAGCAGCGAAGAAAGAAGUCAUGAAAGAGUACAGUCAGAAAAUCAAGCAGGUCGCUAAAGAAGCAGUGGAGAAAGAAAUCAAGAAAGCAGUUGAAGAUGCAAAUAAGCCAAAGGGCAACAAAUAGAAGCAGCAACAUGCAAGUUGUC